Messenger RNA from Diaporthe citri, 978 nucleotides. RefSeq lists its product as uncharacterized. The coding region runs from base 1 to 978 and encodes 325 amino acids. The record is from RefSeq and is a predicted model, not a curated record. Gene Ontology annotation, molecular function: NAD binding. The transcript has a single exon. NCBI's taxonomy places the organism in Eukaryota, Fungi, Ascomycota, Sordariomycetes, Diaporthales, Diaporthaceae.
AUGAAGCUCCUCGUGCCCAAGCCCGAGUCGACCAACAACUCGCUCGUGCUCGACAUCAAAGCCAUUGAGGGCUUCCCCGUGACAAUCCACCCCUACAAUGUCAAGGAGCCCAUCCCGGAGGACCUCGUCGACGCCGAGUUCCUAGUGGUGUGGACCAACUCGGCCGCCAACCUGCAGGACGCGGCCAAGCGCCUCAAGAACCUGAAAUGGAUCCAGUCGUGCGCCGCCGGCCCCAACGACGUCUUCGCCGCCGGCUUUGACCCGUCCAUCACCCUGUGCACCGGCUCCGGCCUGCACGACCACACCGUCGCCGAGCACACCCUGGGCCUGCUGCUCAACGCCGCCCGCCGGUUCUACGAGAUGCGCGACUACCAGACAAAGAGCCAGUGGCCCCAGCACCUCGGCGGGCCCCAGCCAGACCGGCCAAAGGACAGGUUCACCUCCCUGCGCGACGCCAACGUCACCAUCUGGGGCUUCGGCAACAUCGCCAAGAAGCUGGCCCCCUGGCUCGUCUCCCUCGGCGCCAACGUCAAGGGCGUCGCCCGCAGCGCCGGCAUCCGCGACGCCUUCGAGGUCGUCAGCGAGGACCACAUCGCCGACACCUUCAAGAACACAGACGCCCUGGUCAUGAUCCUCCCCGGCGACGACACCACCAAGAACGCCCUCAGCAAGGAGAGGUUAGCCCUGCUGCCCGAGCACGCCUGGGUCGUCAACGUCGGCCGCGGCACCUGCAUCGACGAGGACGCCCUCUACGACGCCCUGGUGAACAAGCAGAUCGGCGGCGCCGCCCUCGACGUCUUCGCGACCGAGCCGCUGCCCAAGGAGUCCAGGCUGUGGCAGGUCGAGAACGUCGUCGUCAGCCCGCAUGCCGCCGGCGGCCGGCCCCAGGGUGCCGAGGCGCUCAUCGUGGAGAACCUGAGAAAGUUCCUGGCUGGCCAAAAGCUGAGAAACGAGAUCGCGAUCCCGGGAAAAGCGUAA